Messenger RNA from Lobosporangium transversale, 703 nucleotides. RefSeq lists its product as hypothetical. The record is from RefSeq and is a predicted model, not a curated record. The transcript is spliced from 2 exons. Lineage: Eukaryota; Fungi; Mortierellomycota; Mortierellomycetes; Mortierellales; Mortierellaceae. Bases 175 to 564 code for a protein of 129 amino acids.
CUCUACUACCACCUUGCCCUUUACUGUUUCUUAUUUUGCUUUUUUUUUUUUCUUAUUUUCUUUCCUUUUAAAAGAAAACAACACCAUCUAUCUUACACUACUAGCAACUUUGCUGUCUCAUAAACAUACCCACCUAAUCUAAUACCCCCUCAUAGCUAUACAAACUCAACCAUCAUGGGUUCACUUUUCUCAAAACAAUCAAAGACCCAAAAGCCAAAGGAUCCUAAAUGGCAAGGGAUUGGUCCCAAUACCCCUCUUCCCAACUCCCCAUCCUCAAACCAAGAUAAUCAGUCACGAUCACACACUCUCGCCACCUUGGACAGUCGGAUGAACAACAAUAACACAAGACCUACAAAGCCUGCACCAGCCAAGGGAAAAUCAUCAAAGAUCAUGUUGUUGCUCAAGAUGGAUCCCAAGAGCGGGGGACAACGCAAGGUCAUUUCAAAGAACUUGAUCAGCCUUCCUUCAGACUUCCGACAUACUGGCCAUAUCGGUGCAGGUGAGGUUCGCAGUGGGCAGAUUGAUGUAAGUACUAUAAAGGCAAAAAGUUCCCAUUUAUCCUGAAUUUUACUCCGUCACUCAAACCAAAGAAAGGUCCAAAAGAUCCCACUAUCCCAUUUUGAUAUUCUCAAUAUCCGGCGCCCUCUUCAUCACUUGCAGUCCCUAUUCAAAUAGGACGGAAACCAUUUAUCCAUUUUCACUA